GAACAUUAUAUAUAGAGAGGCUCAAGUGGCAUGAUGAUAACCAUGUGAACAAGAUUCCGAGAAGCUGUGCUUGAAACUUCAUUGUUCACCCCAUUCAUCUCAUUCGCUCUAUUACUCUCACUCUCUUUUACAGUGACAAGCGAGCCAUCAAUACAUCAACACAUCAUCAAAUCAACAGACCCACCUCAAACCUCCCAAAACCCUCUCAAUUCAAAAAUUCAUAUACACUCACCACCAUCAAACUCAAUCCCUCACCCAAGUUCCAACAUGUCCCAACAAUACACCCUCUACCCCCUACUCCCCCACGACACACCAGCACUCUACCCCAUCUACAGCGCCGCCUUCUCACCAACCCCCUUCUACACCCUCGUCUUCCCCCCUUCCAUCCCCGCUUCCACAAUGUAUAGCUGGUACACAAGACGCAUCUCACUUCAGCUCCAGAAACCCCAAGUUCGAGGUUUCAAGAUCGUAACCGCAGAGAAUGAAAUAGUAGCUUUCGCGCGGUGGAACUUUCCUUAUGUCCCUGACACAAGAGAGAAAGAGGGAGAGGUAGAGGGAGAGGGAGAUGAAGCACAGAAGGAGGAAAAGAAGGAGAAGGAGGAGACGGAGGAUGAUUGGCCACCCGGCACGAAUCUCACAUUGACGACUGCGAAAUUUGGGGGUUUGGAUGGGAUGAGAGAGGAAUGGGUUGAUCCGACAAGGGAUUAUGGUAUAUUAUCCUUUUUUACACAUCCUUUGCCCCCAAUAAAAUGAACCCAAGAUUCCAAAGCUAAAUCUCCCUCUCCAAAAAAAAAAGUCUGCGCCCUCCUAGCAGUACACCCCACGCACCAAAGAAAAAGCCUCGGAAAAAGACUCCUGCAACACGUCCUCAAUCUGGCGGAUGCGGAGGGAAGAAGAGUGUACAUCGAAGCUACCGAUGCUGGGUAUCCCGUGAGUCUGUUUUUGUUUUUUUAGUUGUCUUAUGUUGAGAAUUUGAGUUGGCGGGCUUCGAGCUGCUGUGGAUUAAAGAGAGAAAUGUAAGUUGACGUAUGACAGUUAUACAAGAAAUUGGGAUUCGAACAGGUGGAUGUACUUCCUAUAGAUAUGAGAAAAUGGGGCGUGGAGGGGUUGGGGUCAAACAUAAUUAUGAUCAGAGAACCUGUGCUGAAAUCAUAAGACGCGCGAGGUUGAAAAUUUGAGUUACCGAGAAAAUGAAAUUGGUAGGAAACUCAUCAAUGGUUGCA
Molecule: messenger RNA, 1223 nt
Organism: Hymenoscyphus albidus
Lineage: Eukaryota; Fungi; Ascomycota; Leotiomycetes; Helotiales; Helotiaceae
Source: the annotation of a GenBank genome assembly